AAGAUUUUUCAAUGACUAGGUUAAUAGAAAUAGAAAUAGAAAAUAAAAAAAUUAUAGACAAGGGUUGGUCUACCCUUGGAGGCAAUUCAGGUCUCUUGAUCUUCAAUCUUCUUCCAUGGCCGCCUCCACUUCUUCCUCCUCCACCUCCGAUCUAUCUUCAUCCUCCUCCGAUCGAGACCGUCGUUCACGCCGCCGUAAAGACAAACACAAAAAAGACUCUCUUAAGAUCUCUAAGAAAAGCCGUUCGCACACCAAACGUCGUCGUAGGCGCAGUCCUUCAUCUUCCUCUUCCGAUGACUACAGUUCAUCUGGCAGUGAAGAUAGAUCAGGCAGUCGCUCAAGGAAGCAUAAACACGAACAUAGACACAAAAAGAAGGAUAAAGACAAGGGGAAGGCUAAACAUCACAGCAAACGCGAUAAGCGUAAAGUAAAGGAGAACCAGAAGGAUGGUAGCAGCAGCCCUGUUCAACUCUCUAAGUUUCUGGGUCGUGACAAAGACGACGGCGUCCAGCGCAGUGUAGUAUCUGGCAAAAAGAUCUUAUUAAAAGUUGACAAGACAAAGGAAGAUAAGAAGGCAGAAAACAAUCGGAACCAGCUUCUGAAGUUUUUAAAUGCUAGCUAUGAUUGAUUUUAUGGCGAAUCAAUCUUGACUAGUUGUAUCCAUGAAAGAUUUUGAUCGGCCUGUUUAACGUACAUUGUUCUUCAUUUUUUGGGUCGGUGAAACUGUAUGUUUUAUCAUUGGUGGUUUUUCAGAUUUCAAAGUUCUCACAGGAUGGUUGAUGUUUUUUGAAUGGGAUUUUGUGGGUAUGUACUUGCAAACUGAGUUCGGAACACAAGUUUGAACUGAACCCGGUUUGCUUAUCUUCUCUGUUGUACGUUUGUUCGUGAGAAACUUUUUGACGUUUCUUUUAUUUGCUCAAUAUGUCGUAUUUGCUAAAUCAAACUUAAAUAUAAGAAGUUUUAGUGUUUUUCGA
Helianthus annuus (common sunflower) is the source of this 974-nucleotide messenger RNA. RefSeq names its product protein FAM133B. NCBI's taxonomy places the organism in Eukaryota, Viridiplantae, Streptophyta, Magnoliopsida, Asterales, Asteraceae. The transcript has 6 exons. Bases 116 to 628 code for a protein of 170 amino acids. The record is from RefSeq and is a predicted model, not a curated record.